Scatophagus argus is the source of this 3698-nucleotide messenger RNA. RefSeq names its product thrombospondin 4a (gene thbs4a). Gene Ontology annotation, biological process: cell adhesion. The transcript has 25 exons. Gene Ontology annotation, molecular function: calcium ion binding. The coding region runs from base 556 to 3420 and encodes 954 amino acids. The record is from RefSeq and is a predicted model, not a curated record. Gene Ontology annotation, cellular component: extracellular region. Lineage: Eukaryota; Metazoa; Chordata; Actinopteri; Scatophagidae.
AAGUGCUUUGAAUAUGACAAUGGAGCUAUAAUUAUUUUAAUAACAAUUGCAAAAAUUGAUCAGUUCAUCAUUCGGAUCAAUGGGAUGAUGCUUUACGUCACUUUAAGGGUUAUAAAAUUGGUAAGCAAUGCUGACGUGAUCCCGACAAAGAAAAAAUAUAGUAAAAAACAGUAAACAAUGAGGGCCUCGUUGUCUGCCGAGAUGUGAUUUGAUGGGAAACUCCAGAACGGAUUCUCAAUGGACCUCGUCGUGAGACUGCUGUUCCAGCUGCUGUUCAGAGCAGUAGCAUGAUGUCUGUCCCGGGGCUGAUAGUCAGACUAUUGAAGGGUGCCAGGUGUUUGGUCAGAGACCAGACAGCCAGACACAGACGGAUGCACGGUGAUAAUGCACCGAGGGAUGGUAAAUGUCUCUCGUUGGCUUGCACCAGCAGCUGAGAUGUUGAAAUCUACUUGAGGUGAUUAACCUGUGAUACUCCUCAUUGAUCCACAAGAGGAAACUUGGUUCUUUUUUGAGGAGCACAGCUGGUCCUGAGGUGUGUCCCAUCCUGUAGCACCGAUGAAGGGUGUGUGGGCCGGAGCAGCAGCUCUGUCUCUGGUGCUGCAACAGCUGGUGCUCACUGUCACAGCUCAAGGCAUUGUCUAUGACCUACUGGCCUCACCAGACUGCCUGCCAGACUUGCUCCAAGGAAGCCUGAAGAACAAAGGGCGAGAUGAGGCUUUCCUCCUCUCUUCAUUCAGGAUCCAAAACAAAGCCCCCACCUCUCUCUUCAGUGUCAUCAACCCCACAGACAACAGCAAGUACCUGGAGCUCACCGUGCAGGCCAAACUGAGCAAGAUGACCCUUCGUUACCAGAAGACUGAUGGCAGAUUUGGCACGACCAGUUUCAACCAUCCCUCCCUGGCAGAUGGUCAAGAUCACCAUGUCAUACUACAUGCCAGAGGCUUACAGCACGGUCCACCUCGCCUCAACAUCUAUAUAGACUGCAGACUGACACACACUUUGGAUGAUCUGCCAGCUGCAUUUGGGUCUCUCCCUCAGGGUCCCAACAAGGUGGCACUUAGGACCCUGCAGUCGGGUCGACAGGAUAAACUGACAGACUUGAAGCUGGUGAUAGAGGACACCAUAGACAAUGUGGCCACUCUGCAGGCCUGUAGCAUGGGUCAGGGUGAAUCCCUGCAGCUGCUGGGUAUCCAGGGAGGAAGGACGGUACACGACCAGGCCACCAUGCUGGAGCUGAGGAGCAUGUUAUCUGAGAUGAAGGAGCUGCUCCUCCAGCAGAUUAAGGAGACGACUUUUCUGAGGAACACCAUCACAGAAUGUCUGCCCUGUGGUCUUGGAGGCAGUCCAACCAACUCACGUCCUGCUCCAAGUCCUGGGAAUGUUCUCCUGCAGCCUCAUCCUCUGACUCAGUGCCCACCCGGGACCUGUUUCAGACAGAACAUGUGCAUACCUGCACAGUCGGGGGGUUUUCAUUGUGCCCCCUGUCCUGAUGGAUUUACAGGAGAUGGGAUCCACUGUGAUGACGUAGAUGAAUGCCAGUUCAAUCCGUGUUUCCCUGGUGUCCCGUGUGUGAACACCGCUCCUGGUUUUCGCUGCGGGCAAUGCCCUCUGGGAUACACCGGACCAGAGAUAACUGGAGUGGGAGUAUCUUAUGCUAAGUCACACAAACAGGUGUGUGAGGAUAUAGAUGAGUGUCUGGGCCCACCUGAGAAUGGAGGUUGCACUGCCAACUCGCACUGCUACAACACUAUAGGCUCCUUCCGCUGUGGAGAGUGUAAAACUGGCUUCACAGGUGACCAGGUGAGAGGCUGCCAUGGUACCAGGCUUUGCCCCAACGGCCAACCUAACCCCUGUGACAUCAAUGCCGAGUGUGUCGUGGAGAGAGACGGCAGCAUCAGCUGUGUGUGUGGUGUUGGUUGGGCAGGUAAUGGCUACAUGUGUGGAAAGGACACAGAUAUCGACGCCUAUCCUGACAGCAAGCUCAAGUGCAUAGACAACAACUGUAACCAGGAUAACUGUGUGUUCGUGCCGAACUCUGGUCAAGAGGAUGCGGACAGGGACGGGAUGGGUGAUGCCUGUGAUGAUGAUGCAGACAGUGAUGGCAUUAUUAACAUUGAUGACAAUUGCUGGCUUGUUCCUAAUGUGGACCAAAGGAACAGUGAUCAGGAUCUCCAUGGUGACGCCUGUGACAACUGCAGAACAGUCGAUAAUCCCUCACAGAGGGAUACCGAUCAGGAUGGGCUGGGAGACGAAUGCGAUGAUGAUAUGGACGGGGACGGCUUGAAAAAUAUUCUUGACAACUGCCAGCGAGUCCCCAACCCAGAUCAAAAAGACAGAGACAACGAUGGGGUGGGAGAUGCCUGUGACAGCUGUCCUGAUACGGUCAACCCUAACCAGUCGGACUCAGAUGAUGACCUUGUAGGAGACACCUGUGACGACAACAUAGACAGUGACGGUGACGGCCACCAGAACACAAAGGACAACUGUCCUACAGUCAUCAACUCCUCUCAGCUGGACACUGACAAAGAUGGAAUGGGAGAUGAAUGCGAUGAUGAUGAUGAUAACGAUGGCAUUCUGGAUGAUGAUGACAACUGUAGACUAGUUGCCAACGCAGAUCAAAAGGACUCGGACAACAACAAAGUUGGAGAUGCAUGUGAGGGAGACUUUGACAAAGACAGCAUCAUAGACAGGAUUGACCACUGCCCAGAGAACGCUGAGAUCACCCUGACUGACUUCAGAGCCUAUCAGACCGUAGUGCUGGACCCAGAGGGGGACUCUCAGAUUGACCCCAACUGGGUUGUCCUCAAUCAGGGCAUGGAGAUAGUUCAGACCAUGAAUUCUGACCCUGGCCUUGCUGUAGGCUACACAGCGUUCAGUGGGGUUGACUUCGAGGGAACGUUCCACGUGAACACGGUGACCGAUGAUGACUAUGCUGGCUUCAUCUUCGGCUACCAGGACUCCUCCUCCUUCUACGUGGUGAUGUGGAAACAGACAGAACAAACAUACUGGCAGGCUGCGCCCUUCAGAGCUGUUGCCGAGCCGGGAAUACAACUCAAGGUCGUGAAGUCCAAGACCGGUCCUGGUGAGUAUCUGAGGAACUCCCUUUGGCACACUGGAGACACCGCCGAGCAGGUCCGUCUCCUGUGGAAGGACCCCAGGAACGUCGGCUGGAAGGACAAGGUCUCCUACCGCUGGUUCCUCCAGCACAGACCACAGAUUGGAUACAUCAGGGCUCGCUUCUUUGAGGGUUCUAACCUGGUGGCGGACACGGGGGUGAUAAUUGACACCAGCAUGAGAGGCGGUAGGCUGGGCGUGUUCUGCUUCUCUCAGGAAAAUAUAAUCUGGUCCAAUCUGAAGUACCGCUGCAACGACACCAUCCCUGCUGACUACCAGGAUCUCAGUGACCAGAACACACAGUGAAGCGAUCCAUCAGGGAAACGACUUGUAGCCGUGUUGAAUACAUGAAUAAAAGGAGCAGAGCUUCACUGCUGAGAACAAAGAGGUAGAGAACGCGAGUUAGAGUUGGAAAAAUGUAUGUGAGAGGUAACAUGAUGGACAGUUUUGGUGAUGAGUGAGAGGAUCUUAGGGAAGCAUAACAUUGGGCAUUAUAUACUUUAAUUCAGUUUAACUGAAGCCAGUACAUUUAUGAAUGCAAUACUGUUUUAACAAUAAAAUCCUAAGCAUUUUACAAAAUCAAA